Danaus chrysippus (African queen) is the source of this 1101-nucleotide messenger RNA. The record is from the annotation of a GenBank genome assembly. NCBI's taxonomy places the organism in Eukaryota, Metazoa, Arthropoda, Insecta, Lepidoptera, Nymphalidae.
AUGCUGAUAAAAGUUAUAGCAUUAUUUCUGUUUACAAAUUCAGUUUCAUCUGAAUCAAAUGAUUUAGAAGGGAGGAUAGUCAGAGGAGACAAAAGUUCAAUCGAGGACUUCCCAUAUUCAGCGUUUCUGUUGAUGAGUAAAGAAAGAGGAAGUUUUAUCUGCGGUUCUUCUAUUAUCAAUCAGAGAAUUUUACUGACGGCAGCACAUUGUGUCGAAGUGUGCAGUCCUAAGUGUAAGAACGGAGCAGCGUUUUUUGGAAAUGAAAUAAAGAGGAUGGGACUUAAAAUAACAAUUCCAUUUGCGAUAUACCACCCUAAAUAUAGAACAACUCGUGUGCACUUUGAUAUAGGUCUCGCUUUACUAUCUAGACCAUUGAAGUUUGGUAAAUUAGUUAAACGGGUAGCCAUUUCAAGGCGUCCUAAGAUAAAAACUGCCGCUGAUAUAGCCGGUUGGGGCUUAGUUGAUGUGUUUUCUGCGCUGGUGGAAUUAAGAGCAAGCAGUUUGCAUCAGACGAACUGUCUCUAUGAAAUGGACAAACGGAACGGUAAAAUUACUGCUUAUCUUGGUGCCUCCAUUCCAAUAAACUCAAAUGUCAAAAGGCAAGUGGAGAUGUUUAGUAUUCAUGGACGAUUCAAUGCUGAAACGGGAAAGUUCAAUUUGGGGAUAGCUUGUCUUGAUGAUGCCGUGCCUCUGACAAGUGAAAUUCAAAAAAUACCGAUAAGUUUAAAGCUUCCAAAAACUAAUGAGGCUUUACAUACAACUGGAUGGGGUAAAGAUGUUCCAGGCAAGUUACCAGAUUAUAGUGAUCUGCGACAUUUAAAAGCUACUAAACAGAGAACCAUAUCUCCGAGGCAGUGUCAGAAGAUUACUAAAAGUAGAAUGACUCCUGCAUUUUGGUGCACAAUAUCUAUCAAUGGAUAUCAUUACCAUGGUGACGAUGGCAAUGGCCUAGUGAAUUCUGAAAACCAACUAAUAGCGGUUGUUUCUUAUAUGGUCAACGAUAUUACAGUAUACUCGGACGUAAUGCGGGAACAACUGUGGGUAGACACCGUAGUUAUGGAUCUAUUUAAAAAAUUGUGUAAAAAAAGAAAGAUGUUAUAG